Penicillium brasilianum is the source of this 4174-nucleotide messenger RNA. The record is from the annotation of a GenBank genome assembly. Lineage: Eukaryota; Fungi; Ascomycota; Eurotiomycetes; Eurotiales; Aspergillaceae.
AUCAUUAUCGUCGUUUUCUCGGCGAUAACCGGGCUGCAUCGGCUGCUUUCUCUUCGUUUUCAAGUUUCUCUGCACUAUUCUUUUUAUGGGACACUUUUCCGGGCUACGGUGAAUUUUCAUGUCGAUGGGAGGGGACUCGUGUAUUCCUAUGGUCUUAUUACCUUUUCUUCUUGCAUUUUGCCCCCUUUGGUUUUCCCUCCCUUUCUCAGACAUGCUUUCAUUUUCUGCCUUCAUCUCGUCCUCUUUUCGUGGCGCUCGCAGUCGGGUGGUGUGGGGGGGUUCUGGGUCGGCGCUGUCGCUUGCAUUGUUCUUCUUGUCCUUGACGGUCCUGCUAUUGCUCUACGAGAUAGACCUUUGAGCCCGAGAUACCACGGUCCAGUCGUUGAUUUGAUGUUCUAUCGUUAUACUGCAUUUGGGUUUUAUUUUCUCAUGUACAUGUGUGCCAAAAAUGUACUUUUGACUUCAUUUCAACAAUUCAGUAGGGGACUGUUCAUUCGUAGGCAUGCCUUUCGUGUAUACUUUAGCGGUCAUGUUUGUCCAUCAGGCAAUCACUGUGAAGCAUGAAAGAAACUCCAAUUGGUUGUCCAUUUUACCAAAGUCUUUCAAUCCUCCAGCCUGCCUUGAAUAGCAUCCCCCGCUCUUUCCCACUUCUAUGCCGGUCGCAAACGCGAUCCUCACGUGACACACCCGUCUCGACGCGCCUCUUGCAGAGCCCAUCUCCGUCGCCUCUCGACACGAAGGAAAAAAGACGAACUGCCCCCCUCUUCUUUUUCCGACUCAAUCCUCUUCUUGAUAUUGUCUCUCACAGACUCACGCCGUGUGGCUGUGAUCCUGACGUGCAUCGCCAACCCUCCUUCCUACUGAACACUCACUGCUCAUACCCGGCCUUCACGGCCUCGUCCCGCCGCCGCGAUGGGACCGCGAAAGCGUAGCCGCUCCGAGGCGAUCGAUGCCCCCGAAGCUCAGAUCACUGAGGAACCUGGACUGCUCCAGCGCAUCCGAAGCAGCUGGGAAUUCGCGAAUAUCAUGCAGUAUAUUCACAUCUUUGGAAAGAUUAUGAAGAUAGACGAGGACUUUGGAAUCGAGGACCUGGAAGACGAAUGCCUCAAGCCUGAACCUUCGUACAAGCUACUCGAGAUAGGACUGUGCCUGCUGAAGUGGAUCUCGUCGCAUCGUGGAUUGACGUUCGAGAACUUCGACGAGUACACCCGACGCCAGUACAAUGCCAAAGCACCUCACAUUCCCAACCCGUUCGGCUACGAGGAGACCCCUCUUCGAUUCCUCGAUUUUGACGUCUUCACGAAACUCACCGUCCUCCACCAGCUCUCUGUGUGGACCUUCUGGAAUCCGGAUCGCCUCCGCGAGAAGAUGCCCGAGAAGAAGGAUUCAGAGCAGUUGGAAUGGCGCAUCGAAGAGUUCGGAUAUGACCAUGAUGGUCGUUCUUACUACGUCCUUGACGACAACCGCCUCUACCGCCGAACCGACCCUCCCAUCCCUGCGCCUCUGCGACCGAAGAAGAAACCGAAGAGCAGGUCCUCUCGAGGAUCUCGGGCAUCGAGACGAGUCUCCGCCAUGAUCGUCGACGAAGCUUCCGAGGACGAGAACAAGGACGAGGACGAUGCUAAUGCCAAUGCCAAUGUCUUCCCCAACUUUAAGUGGGAAUGCGUUGCUGUCACCCUCCCUGAGUACAAUGCAUUCCUAGACACCAUUCGCAAGAGCAAGGAUGCGGACGAUAAGUACCUGCGCAGCCAGAUUGAGGAGCAUAUCCUGCCUCUGUUGGAGAAAGCGGAAGAAGCGCAACAGCGCAAGCGUAUCAAGCGCGAGAAGGAGCUUAUCCAAAUGCAGAUGCUUGCUGGUGCCAAGCGAUCUAGCCGACUGGCUGCCAAGGAGGAGAAGGAACGAGUUGAUCGCGAAGCCGCCGAGGCCGCUCGCAAACGAGAGGCCGAUCUGGCUGAAGCCCGCAAGGAGCAGGCUCGCCAGAAGGAGAUGGAGAAUGAGCGCAAGUCCCGCAUGAUGACCCGCGAGCAGCGCAUCAAGGAUCGUGAACACAAGCGGAUUCUGCACGAGGCCGAGGUUGAACGCCUUGCGGCUGAGCAGGAGAAGCUGGAGCGGGGUGAGGGUAGGGUCUCGGCGCGGCAUCUCAAGGCUGAGAUGGAGCGGUCGCAGAAGAACCUGGCAGAGCUUGAUGAAGAGGACAAUUGGAUCUUCGACUGCUCCGGUUGUGGUGUGCAUGGCGAGAACCUUGAUGACGGGAGCCACAGCGUUGCAUGUGAGAAGUGUAAUGUAUGGCAGCAUAGCAGCUGCCUUGGCAUUAAGAAAGAAGACGCCGAGAAGGACGACUUCCAUUUCGUCUGCGCGGACUGCAAGCGCAAGGAGGAGGAAGCCAACCGGCCUAAACUCCCGCCGCUGAAGUUCCGAGUCAGCGCGACUCCGUCGCCUUCGGCUGCCGGAGUCAAGCCCAAGAUCGACGCGCAGGGGCGUGUUCCACCCUCUCCGGUGAAGCACACCCACAAUGCUCUGUCGAACAUUCAAAACGGGCCUUCCCGGCAGCAGGGUUCUCAGCCUGCACUUCCUUCACUUACUGCUCAGAAUCAGCAAUUUGCUCAAGGACAACACCAGUUCUAUGUCCCUCCUUCCCCUCAGCGUCUUCCCCGCCCUGCAAUUAAUUCUUCUCUUCCUUCUUCAAGUCCUCCUCGCCCACCAUUCUCGCCUUCAAAGGUCUCGAAUGGACCGGCGCAACCCCUCACUACUCAACAACCUCGAUUUGCGCCUGGACCUGGCCAACAUAUCUUGCCUCCGAUGCAGGCAGGACCUCACCUUCCUCCCAUUGCAUCUUUCUCUUCCGCCCGACCUUCCUCAUCUCAUUCUGGGUAUGGCCCAACCCAGAAUCAUCCCUCUAUGUCACCUACGCAGGGCAACCACGACGUUGGACCUCUUGCAGGGGUUCCAUCCGGUGCUCCCAUGAACGGGUGGUCAUCUUUCGAUAGCUACGCCACGCCACGUCCGCAAUCUGGCCAUGGAGCAACCCCUGCCAUGUCCCACAAUUAUCCUUCAUUCUCCUCCGUUGCAACCCCGAAUGGCAACCAUUCUUCACCCCCGCACAGCUCGCAUGGAAUUGGUAUGUCUGGAAUCAGUCCUACUAAGCAGUCUCCCCGCCCCAUCACCGCAGGCGGUAUGGCUGGGGCCCCGGUGCUUCCUCCUAUCCGCAGGUUGGAGCCCAGCCCUAAGCUUAUGGGUCGAAGCUCCCCUGAAGCGCCGAUACCUGCACCUAUGAAGUGCAUGACUCCGGAGCAAGAGGAGCGUCGCCAGCGGGAGAACGCGUCUCUGCUACACAAUGGACAGUCCUUUUCGGCCAAUGGCCAGGCCAAUCUCAUGUCGUCUCCAACAAUGAGUCGCAUCCCAUCGCUGGACCCAGCUGCUCAUACCCAGCACCCCGAGCCAAUCCCAUCACCUCAGAACGGUGGACACUCGGCUCGGCAAUAAGUCCCGGCAGCGGAUUAAAAAAGUGAAGUUUUUUUCAAGAAAUACAGGGUUCACGAAUUGACCCAAAAUUAGUACAGAGUCCUUUCAAUUGACAUUGAAUUUGGCUUUUGAGGCUAGCGUUUGUCGUUUUGAUAUUGACACGAAUUGGGGCUGUCCGGAGUCAUUAUCCCCAACGGCCCCCCGAUCUCCCUCGAUCGGCGAUCGGGAAGCACGCUGAUGGUGGAAUCGAACGCCAUACAUGCACACUGACUUCAACCUUAUCUUGAUCCUCCCUCUUGGAUAAUAUCACUUUCAUUUCAUGCUGUGAAUGUCGUGGUCGUUAUUUUUGGGUCUGCCGGAGGGUACCCCUGUACCAACAUUUUCUUCUCUUCGAAUGGCUUUGGAGAGUCAGGCGUCCCCCAAGUCUACCGUGGCCCUAUUGGCGUUGUCUUUUUUUUUUGUUUUCUUUUUCCCACCGAUUUCAAUGUGCAUCAAGAUGGUUGGAUACUUGGGCGUUUCUCAGAUGGCCAUGGGGCGGUGUUUCUUUUGCCUGGACGGUUGGCUGGGAUCAUGUGUACCGUAAUAGAAAAGAUUUUUAUUCUGAUGGGCAAUGGUUCUUUCUUCUCGACAAGAGUGGUUUUUCUAAAUGGCUCGCUAUGCUUGGUUCCGAGGCUUGAAUAGAGCUGUGAUUCUGAAUUGAAUGGCUCGGCGG